AUGAUUGAAAUAAUUAGACAAGUGAAAUCAAUAAUUGGUUUUGAUGGAUUAAACAUGAGGAUUGGAAUACAUACAGUAAUUAUUUUAUUAUAUAUUUUAGGGUAAAGUUAUUGGAGGAAUCUUAGGCACAGAAAUUGUAAGAUAUGAUGUCUAUGGAGCUGAUGUUAUGAUUUCUAAUAAAAUGGAAUCUAAUGGAGAAAGAGGAAAAGUCUAAGUAUCUGAAGAUACUAAGUAAUUACUAGAGCAAUCAUAUCCAGAUCAAUUUUUAUUUACAUUCAAUAAAGAAGUAGAAUUCAAAUCAAUUAGUCGAAAAACUAAAGGAUAUUUUAUAGACCCAAUCAAAAAUGAUAGCAAUGAAGAUUUUGAUGAUAUGAAUCACUUUUAAUUUGUUAAAGAUUUAGAACACUAUGAAAAUAAUGGAUAAAAAUGA
Messenger RNA from Paramecium pentaurelia, 430 nucleotides. The record is from the annotation of a GenBank genome assembly. Lineage: Eukaryota; Ciliophora; Oligohymenophorea; Peniculida; Parameciidae.